Messenger RNA from Saccostrea cuccullata (small rock oyster), 2628 nucleotides. RefSeq names its product GATA zinc finger domain-containing protein 14-like. Lineage: Eukaryota; Metazoa; Mollusca; Bivalvia; Ostreida; Ostreidae. Bases 1 to 2628 code for a protein of 875 amino acids. The record is from RefSeq and is a predicted model, not a curated record. The transcript has a single exon.
AUGAUAAAGUCACCAAACGGAGAACAAACCGUUUUAACCAACAACGAGAUGAAACCUCAUGAAAUGAAUAAAAAUCCCUCCGAUGCAGGAUCUGCGAACAAUCAGGAGAUUCAUCGAUAUUCAUCAAUAAGUCCUAGCACUACAAGAAUUCCCUCGAAAAACAUUUCCCGAAUUCCCUCUGAUGCUAGUCGACAAGACUUACAAAUAAAGAAUAUGCAAACAACUGGUUCCGGUGCAACAACUAAUGGUGGUGAUGAGAGUACAGAUGAGCAUAAACUGUUACAUUCAUCUGGAACACAUAAGCCGCUAUCCUCUAUACCCUCCGGCACAAAUGAAGUGAAUCUCCCUCAAGGCUUUACUGGUGGGAUAAAUUCUGGUGUAAUGGGGGUUCAGGCACUGAAUACCAACAACAACGCAGGCAUGUAUAACCUAGCUCAGCAGUACACCAACCCUAUGUCGAUGUUAGCUGCAGGGAUGGGUUCGACAGGAGGAGGAGGAAGCCUGGACAACGUGGAGUCUUCUCCAAACACAGUUGAUAAUGAGGCUCCACAAGUGGGAAAGACUCCUGGAUUUGAUCCCAAUCGACUGAUGAGCUCUUGGGCAAGUACAAAUAACUUCAACCCCGGAGAGUAUAACGUUGGACAAAACUUUAUAUCAACAGACGAAUGGACAAAAUAUGCAAAUCAACCCACUGGUUACACUGGUUUGAUGCAACAUAUAACUCAAAACACAAUGGGGAGCAACAGCAAAAAAGAAAAUCAAGAAAAGCAUACGGAAAACAAAUUUCCACAAGAGCAUUUUCAAACACAAGGAUCGUCUCUGGACACAUAUCAAAAUUCGGCAUUGACUGCAAAAAUGAAUUUUGCUCCAAAUAACAUGAUUAUGCCUGUGUCAAAUCCUCAGAUGCCGAAAUUACCCAUAAAAUUCAACUUUGAUCCCGAUAGUUUGAAUUCAUUUACAGGAUCCUUUCGGCCUGGGCAGUUUGCACCUGUACCUGCAGCUAAUGUAGGGGAAACAGACUUUGGUACGAAUGUUAUAAAACAUCAUUUAUCAGGCUUUCCAGAUAAAAUGCUUUCAAAGCACAAUCAACAACUUCAAAAUUUAAAGAAAACAGAAUAUCAGAAAUCUCCCGAGAUUCCUAAAUUUAAACCAAGUAAAAAUGCAUUUGAAAAUGUUCAUAUGGGGUUUAGUCCUGAUUUUUUCGUAGGACCAAUAUAUCAGUCUUCGAAGAAAAUACCACACGUGAGUGAUGCACAAAGAGCAAAGUUAGAAAAUCGAAGCGAUCAUAAAUCUGUUAAAAGCAAACUCUUAGUUUUAAAAAGAGAUCAGAAUGUUGUUUCUACCACAAGUACCUCUAGAUCAAAUUUGACCGUUCAGACAACAACACCCUCUGCUUCUACUACCACAGAUAAAACUAUAACAACUCCUGAUACCUCAAAGACUACAUCCCUUGUAGACAUUGGGGGAUUCAACCCGGAUGAAGUGAACAGACCGGUUAUGUAUAACCCAGGUAUGUCACCAGGAAUGAGUGUUGAAUCAUUCCAAAAUUUUCAGUACAGUCCUCAACAUCAUAGAGUCAAUUCAACUUCAACAGGUCAAACCUUUCAAUUUACUGGUAUGGGAUUUUAUCCAUCAGAGGUCAAUAAUGCAAAGAUGAAUUUUGAUGUUAAUUCGCAACUCGGUAUCCCAGGUGGAUCUUCAUCGGUUAGUGGACAAACCUUUGGUGGAGGUUACGAUCCCAUUAAAACAAAUAUUCUAGCCAUCCAAAAUCCAUUCUCUACCAACAAUCAAACUCAAGGGCCAUCUUUCACGGCUGGUAAGGUGUCUGGAUUUGGAUCUGCCUUCAUUGGUUCCUUCAAUCCCAACAGUGUAAAUGAAGGUAUGAUGAAGGAUCUGUUGAACUCCCAGGCAAACAGUAACAGUAGUGGGAAUUAUUUCGGUAUGGGAAUGACUGGCUUUGACACGUCUGGAUAUGGAGGUAAUUUCGACCCAUCAUCAGUAAACAAUGCUGUUUUCAAUCCAAAUGAAGUAAACAAUAUUAAAAUGCACUUUGAUCCAAGCGAGAUGUUGGAUAAAAACCCCGGAUACGACACCGAUAAAGCGCUGGCAUAUAAGUUUAAUCCAAAUAACAUUAAUAACAUGCAGGCAAAUUUUCAGCCAUUAUUUCUACAAAAUAACAACGUCCAUGAACCUACAAAUAGCACUCAUGAUCCCAAAACCAAUCCCUAUAAUGGCGCUAAUUUCGUACCUGGUUUACUUGGAGGAGGAAGCAAAAAUGAAAUCCCAAUCUUUAAUCCAGCAACAGUGAACAAUGCUCACAUGAACUUUUCCCCAAUCGGAGUGAAUAACCUCCCAGACAUGCCAAAAAAUAACAGCAAGACGAGCAAUACUACCAACUCAUCAGAUGAAUCAUAUUCUUUCUUUAAUCCUAAUGACAUGAUUUCCAACAUGAAUAACCAUCCUGCCGGAAUUAUGAAUUCUGUUGAAACACCAAACAAAGAGAGUCGGUCAGAGAAUGCUUUUGUCCCAGGUUUACUAGCAGGUGGAGAGGGCAUUCCCGAAAGUGACAAAAUAGAACGAAAAAACGAAAAAGAACAACCUCGAAGUUCGAGUUUGAGAGAUAUUUAA